Messenger RNA from Lactuca virosa, 540 nucleotides. The record is from the annotation of a GenBank genome assembly. NCBI's taxonomy places the organism in Eukaryota, Viridiplantae, Streptophyta, Magnoliopsida, Asterales, Asteraceae.
CAUUUAUUUUGUGCAAUAUCAAGUAAAUUUACAAUGAAUUUUGAUGGAAAUUAAGAUAAAGAUUAAGAUCGUCGACAGUUAAAAAAAAGUGAAAUUGGAGCUGAAUACUGGAGAACAGAGACGGAGCUAGCUAGUAGCCAGGGGGUAGCAUGUGCUAUCCCUUAAAAUCAUUGGAAAAGCGUAAAUAAAAUUGAUGUUGCAGAGGUACUACUCAUUAGAUGUGUCUGAGGAAGAUGAAGAAUCAAUGGAAAUAGUCACACAAGGACUGUUUCACUUGAAAUUAGUCGGCCUGAAAGGCGAAUCCAUAAACAUGACUUCAUCAACGGGAGUUUCAUCUGUUGAUUGGGUGGAAUUGUCGGUACUUGAACAAAACCAUUUGCCACUUACAUCCAUUGAUGUGAACAUAAAACUUAUAAGGAAUUUUUUGUGCUACUCCUGCCGAAAAUUUCUAGUUUCGCCCCUGCCGGAAGAGAUUUCUUAAAGAUAAAUCUAAGUUCAAGAAAAAUAAUUUAUGAGGUGGAGUUACUUGUGGAAUAUGCG